Molecule: messenger RNA, 6744 nt
Organism: Candidozyma auris
Lineage: Eukaryota; Fungi; Ascomycota; Pichiomycetes; Serinales; Metschnikowiaceae
Gene: BPH1
Product: Bph1p
Exons: 1
Coding region: 1-6744 (2247 amino acids)
Molecular function (GO): protein binding
Source: RefSeq, a predicted model, not a curated record
AUGGCCGAAGACCUCGAGUCAAUCAGCUCGCCAGAUACAGAAAUCAUUGACCAUGUGGUCAAAAAAGUUCUUUCAAACUACACAAUUGACGAAGAGAUCUUGUCCCAGUGGCUGACUGAGCUAGCGGACGUGGUCAACGACCCACCCCAUUUGGUGUCUGCGAUUCAAAAUACAGUGAUAAUCCUGUUGCCUCUUGAGAACAGAUACUUUGAAAAGAGUCACCAAGUUGAAUGGUCAAAGUGCAUAUCAAUGCUCAAUAAACUAGAUACAGAGGUCUAUGGUGAUUUUAAACAAGUCAUGUACGAGCUCUUGGUCCAGGCGAUCCGCUCUUACACUGCUAGACUUCAAUUGCACUCAAUUGGUGUUACUGAUAUGCUUAUAGCUGACUAUCUUGGCAAUCUCGACGAUGCAUACCUUCAGCAGAAGACCGUGCUUCUAUCUAUGAUGAUAGAGGUAGGGUGCUCGGUCAAAAACCUCAAAGCACUACUCGCCCCGCUCCUUUUGAGCUCAGCCAAAUUCAAAGCUUCCCACAAAGCAGUGUUGCUCGAUUUGCUCACAUUCAUCGCUCGAGAAUUUCCUUCCCAUUUCUCGUCACUCACGUUCAAUAGCUUUCGGAAUAAGAACCUACUGCUUCCUUUAGUCAGAGACUUCGAGUCAAAAGGAUUCACGAUACUGAGCUGGUUUAAGGUAGAAAUUCCCAUUCCUAAUGAGGAGAUGGACGAAUUUACUGUGAUACCGCUCUUCCUGCUUGACUCCUCCAGCAAUGCUUCAACGUCUAUCCGUAUUCAAUUGUUAAAUUACACGCAGUUCAUGGUCGAGGUCAUUGAUACAUCGACUGGGUCAAGGAUGCAGUUUUCCUUCAACCAACAUCUAGAUCUACUGAGCAGCGCCAAUCAAGGCUUCACAAUGUUCACCUUGACGUUCGAUUCCUUGCACAACAUCAAUCUCUUUAUCAAUGGUCAAAAAAGCGAGUCGAUACCAUGCUCCUCUCUCACCAAAAAAAUUUCUACCUGGAACAAACUAUAUAUCGGAGUUCCUUCAUCAGACGAAUAUCCCGCUCACAAAAUCAGGGAUGAGCUCCGGAUAAAAGACCUCAUCGUUCUUGACUGCCCAAUGAACGAGCAGUGGGUAUUGACUUUGUAUGCCUUGGGGGUAAGCUUCAACUGGAACCUGAAAAAUCUUGAAGAUGAAGUGAUUCCUGACCUUUUCAACCACUUGAACCCCUCUUAUCUUGCAGAUUUGGGAGUUCAAUUUAAUUCUUUGAGUACUGAGAGUAUAUCUAGAUCGAAAUUUCUGAGACGACAAGCCGGAUAUCAUCUGAAGCAUAGUUCCUAUUCAGAAGUUUUUGAAAAGCCAGAGAUCAUCAGGUUAUUGAUCGGACUGAAAUUCAGCAAGUCAAAUGUCCUUUUUGACAGCAAUGAUCCAUCUCUCAUCGAUCAUGUGCAAAAGCUGAAGAGUAUUGAAUGUAUUGCACACUCACCUGAAUCUCUUAAUGGCGGACUCUAUUGCCUUGGGGGAGCAAGCUUUCUUUUGGCUCUCAUAGAAUCUAUUUCGAGUGACAUCAAUCUUGAAAGCUCACAGCGAGAUGAGCUCACCUUCAAAGCAGUAGAGUUCAUUCUUGAAUGCUUGAAGAAUAGCUGGAGAAUUUACAAAGAAUUCGAGAAGAAUGAUGGAUUUUGUAUACUCACGCUUCUAUUGAAGCAAUACAAACAGCAAUUUAACAGGCGUCUCGCUUUUGAAGGGAGUUUAUUGGAGGUGUUCGAGAGCUUCUCGGGGUUCUCUAUUCAAAACAGAGAUGGCUUCAUCAAGGACUCUUUGGCGUUCAAGUAUUUGGUGCUCGACUUUCAACUUUAUGAUGGAUCAGUUGACCAAGAACUUUUGAAAGAUUCUAUUGUUGAGAUGGUCAGAUCUACAAAUCACAAGAGUCAUAAUCUAAGAGUGCUUUCCAAGCUCAAGCUUCUAAGGCGUCUCGUUCAUUAUAUGGAAUUUAAGCUUCUCAACAGACUGGCUACUGAUAAGGAAAUCGACGACUUCACUGCGAUCCUUUCUGCCAUCUUACGUACUGAUAUUUCCCUCGAUACGAUAAGAUCUUUCUCAUAUUUUAUCAUUUUUGCUUUAUACAGAAAUGAAGAGAAUGGACUUACAUCAAGAAAAAUAGGCUUUGCUGCCUUGGAGUCACUUUCUAGACAGCUAUGCGAUCCUGGAUCAUCGACCAAACAAUUAAAGAAAUUUUCUAGAGCACUCACUAUACAUUGGCUUCUUCUUUUACUCAGUACCAAGUCUGCUGAUGAUGAACAAGAAGCCAAAGCAUUCGACAAAAAAAUUGUUUACCAUGGUUUGAUACUUCUUAUCCGCCUCUUGAGGAUCUUAGGACCCAGAAUUCUGAAGCGUUUCUUUCACAAUAGUCGCGGACUUGACGUCUUGACUAAUACCCUCAAAAGUUGGUGGAGUGAUGAUAAAAUAAUAAGCCUCAUAUUUUUAGCAAGUUUUGGUUUGGAUGGGUUGUGCGAGAAUUAUACUACAUCUACUCUUCCACAAUACCUAGAGCUUGAUAAAGUCAGAGUCAUCAAAAAGCUUGUCGCACCUGAGUUCAUGCUAUUGUUGAAUAACAUGGCACUCAGUGCCGUUUAUGAUUUGAGUGUUAGACAAGGAAAGGUUCUCAGCGUCCCAAAUUCUCCUUUAAGAUCACAGCGAAAGAAGCUGCAAGAAGAUGAGCAAUUUGCUAUCACCUUCAACGCAAUACAUCUCAUCAAUCAAUAUAUUGAGGUAAUCAAGAUUGGAUUCAGAGAUUCUCCUGCUCUUGCCUCCCACUUCACAAGCAAGGAUUGGUUAGAAGGCAUUAUAGAGUUGCAAGGUCACCUCAAGUUAUCGAUAGAGUGGCCUAACUCCACCUUUACCAAAAGUUUUAAGAGCUCUUUGGAGAAUUUGACAACUGCUUUAAGCGAGAUAUUUAUUUCUAAGCUCGCUGAAGUCAGACAAAUCUUCAAUAUUUUGGAAGCUGUUAAUGAGAGCACUUUAAAGAUGAUCCUUGACUCAAUCUUUCCAAGAAUAUUUCGACAUUUCAAUCAAUUUUUUCUUACAUCCGACAUUAUACAAAGAGAGGAAAGUUAUUUAGAUGGGAUGUCAGAGCUCUUGUUAUUUUACUUCGAACACUUCAUCGACCUAAAUUACUAUGCAAGUGAUCAGGACAUGGACACUUUCAUCAAUGCUGCUUUAAAUGUUCUUGAGAGUAACCAAGUUUCAAAGCGACGCCAGAGCAGUCAGCAGAGGUUGAAGCUGAUCACAGGUCAAAUGAUGGUUUUUAAGCUUUCUAAAUUGCCCUACCACUUUUCUGAUGCAUCUGACAGUACGGUAGAAGACGAGCGCAAAGAACAGCUUGACGAGGUAGUGAAGUUCCUACUCUACAAGCAAAUCAUUUUUCUAGACGAAGAAGUCUUGAAUAACACUCUUUUAGCUCAAGUGUUUGAGAUGUUGAUGGUGCUGUUUACGAAGUUGAAACCUUCAAAGCAAACUGAAAUUGGUGAACAUUUCAUCAACUUCUUGAGAGCAGCAUACAUAAUGCGUGAGGGAACUUUCAGCAGUGUGAUUGACCAGCUUACAAGUGCCUCGGAUUACACUAACUCUGGUAAUCUCAUUCAGCAAUUUCUCGACAUCUUGGUAUCGCGAAAUGACGAAGAUAUCAUCAAGCACAUCCAGCGGUAUCCGGCGAUCAAGCACAUUUUUGCCAAAAACCUUCAUUUUAGAAUGAGCAAGCUCAAGGAUGUGGGCAAGAUUUCUGUGCUCGAAAUGAUCAGAGUGAUGCUCAAUAACGGUGGUCGCCUUGGAUACAUGGACACCGUCUACAUCAAGACUUUCGAAAGGGAUUGUGAAAAGUUAAGGGUUAAAAUCAUCAAUGAGGAAUUGACAAAUCAUCUACGCGAAUUGCAAGACAUCGAUGAUAACAAUAAAUAUUAUUCCACCUCAUUUUCUGCCAUGAGGAGCGAAGUUGCCCGACUCUUCUUUGAAGAACUGAUUCUUGAGCAAAGCUACAUGCUCGACUACAUCGAAGGUACCGAUAGAAUGAGAAAGCUUUUAGUCAUCGAAAACCAGUUAGCGGAUAGCGACAAGCUCUCAUAUUCGAUCGAUAUUCCAGUCAAGAAGAUGAAGACUGUGGAAAUGAACACGAGCGACUUUGAGAGCUACGAGUACGCCAUCUCCCAAGCGAACGUUGGCGAGCUUAGUCUUGUGGAUGCACCGGAAGAGGAUUUUGAGGAGAUUGAAGCUCCUUCAGAGAACAAUGGAACCGAGACGACAGAGUUCGAUGAUAGAAAUCGAAGAGUUCUCCGCAGUUUGUUCUUGGGAGAUCACAUCCAGAAUGUCUGGAAUAUCUCCAGAAUUAAUGGUCUUGAGAUAAUAGAGAGCUUGAUGAUUCUAGGAAAUACCCAUCUUUACCUCAUUGAGAAUUACUUCCAUUGUGAGGAAGGAAACGUAAUUGAGGCUACGGAUGCGCCACUUGAGCUCAGGGAUCCGUAUCUUCAACUAAUCAAUGACCAGUCAGCACUCACAAAUAGCACUAAAGCAAAACCACAUCGCACGAAGAGCUGGUCUAUCGAAAGUUUGAGUUCAAUCACAAAGAGAAAAUUCUUGCUUCGAGACAUUGCGCUUGAAAUGUUCUUUAGUGAUGGUGCCAGCAUCUUGAUUACCUGUCUCUCGACCAAGGUGAGAAAUGUUAUUCACAGUAAACUUCAGCCGUAUGCAUCAGGAAGAGGCUUGGAUAAGGAGUUGGCUAUUACAUUGGAGCAGUCGUCUCACAUGUCGCAUAGCAACUCUCGGUCCUCCAACACCUCAUUGACUUCAAGACUCACAUCGGCAUUUACUCACAAUUUCAAUGCCACAGGCUCAGGUAUUGCCAGCGCCACUAAAAAAUGGCAGCAAGGGGAGAUGUCAAACUUCUAUUAUUUGAUGAUUGUCAAUACCUUGGCAGGUCGCACAUUCAAUGAUUUGACUCAAUACCCAGUUUUUCCUUGGGUUUUGGCGGAUUACGACAGCGAGGAAAUAGAUCUAUCUGAUCCCAGAGUAUACCGUGAUUUGGCGAAGCCAAUGGGAGCACAAACACCAUCUCGUGCACAGCAAUUUGCAGAGAGAUAUGAAGCCCUUGAAAGCUUGGAUGAUCCACGCUCCCCACCCUUCCACUAUGGUACUCACUAUUCAUCGGCGAUGAUCGUAUCUUCAUACAUGAUACGCUUGAAGCCAUACGUGCAAUCGUAUCUACUUCUUCAAGGUGGGAAAUUUGACCAUUCCGAUCGCCUAUUCUACUCGAUUCAGAAGGCAUGGCUCUCAGCAUCCCAAGACAACACUACAGAUGUACGGGAAUUGACUCCUGAAUUUUUUUAUCUUCCAGACUUCCUCGAAAAUCAGAAUAACUUUGAGUUUGGCAUAUUGCAAAAUGGAAAGGUUGUCAACGAUGUCGAACUUCCGAAGUGGGCUAAAGGAGAUCCAAAGAUUUUUGUGUCCCGAAACCGAGAGGCCUUGGAAAGCCCAUAUGUUUCUGCGAAUUUGCAUAAGUGGAUAGACUUGAUCUUUGGGUAUAAACAAACUGGCGAGGAAGCAGUGGAGUCCCUCAACGUGUUUCACCACCUGUCAUACGAUGGAGCAGUAAAUUUGGACGAUGUUGUUGAUGAUGUCGAGAGGAGAGCGGUGAUUGGAAUGAUCAAUAAUUUUGGCCAAACACCUAUUCGGAUAUUCAACAAACCACACGCAAAACGAGAAGUUUUGAACAAUCCAGAUCUGUAUUUGCAAGUGUUAACACAGGGCGCACAUGCAAACACGACGUUCGAGUCUAAACUCAACAUGCCUAUCGAGAAGCUCGAAAUCAGUGGUAAGACGAAAAAGUGGAUUGGCCGGCCCUCAUGUGUGUCUUCGGAAGACGAACUCUUGAUUCGCAAGCCGCUGCUGCACAUUCUGAAAGUCGGCAGCGGACUGCUUAUCAUCAACACUUCCCUUUUCAUGAACCUACACCUGAGCAACAUCACUGCGCUUGUACAAUUGAGCGGCAAAGUUUUCGUCACUGGAGCUCAAGACGGUGUCAUUCUGGUGUGGAAGUAUUUUGCCAAAUCCCUGCCUACAGUGAGAUUUCAGUAUAUUCUUCGUGGGCAUGAAAGCGAGAUUCGGACAAUUAAGUACAGCAAAACAUUCAAAGUUGGAGUCAGUCUUGACGAAGAGGAGAAUGUGAUAAUGUGGGACUUCACCAGGUUCAUGUUUGUACGGAAGCUUCGUUCCAGCUCGAACAAAAAAAGUGCCUCCCCCAUACACAUUGCCAUCUCAAAUGAUACCGGGAAUAUCACCAUCGCCAGCAGCAGUCGAUACGCCAACAUUGUUGAUAUCUACACUAUCAAUGGGUCGCUCAUCAUGCAGAAGCAGUUGGAGCCUGGUAAAAUUACUGCUGCCGCUUUUGCUAGUCUCAACGGAACACAAGUAAGCUCAAACGAUGUACGUCAUGCUUACUGGAAUCAUGAAAUUGUGGCAGUCGCUUACGAAACCCCCAAAAAGAUGCUACAGUUUUAUGAGCUCGACUGUGAUAGCAAUGGCUGGAAACUCCAGAUUCUACAAAGUGUGCGUCUCGAGGAGCAAGUCUCGGGAGCUGUGACUGCAUUGGAAGUGUUCAAGAGAGUUGAAAUUGAUAAGCAUGACAAGCUUUGUCGAGGUCUGCUUGCCGCUGUGCUUGGUGACAGUCAAGGAAAGGUGUACGUCAUUGCCGAGGCAUGA